AACGACAAUCAGACAAUGUUUAAAAUAGAAAAUUUUAUAAUCACAAACUAAACCAACUUUUCAAUCAUUUUCUCAUCAACCAAACACUAUUUAUUUUUUUAAUAAUCUUACUCAGUCAAAGAUACCAAACUGAAAACAAUCUCUUCAAUCGUUUAUGUCCACUUCCCAACACCAAAACCCCAAUUCAGAUGAUUGAUUUCUAGGAUUUUUCGUUAACAUGUUUCGAUCCGAAUUGGGUUUAGGGUUUUUGGUGAUUUCAUUUUGCUUAUCGUUCUGUCUUACAGUCGAAUCGAAGUGUUCCAAAGGCUGUGACCUAGCUUUAGGUUCGUACUACGUCUGGAACGGAUCGAACCUCACGUUCAUCGCCAACGUGACGAACGGUUCGAUCAACGAUAUUAUGAGCUACAAUCAAAUCGCCAACGCAGAUAGUGUUCUAUCGGGUACGAGAAUCAACGUUCCCUUUAGCUGCGAGUGCAUCAAUGGUGAGUUCUUGGGUCAUGUGUUUCAGUACUCGGUUAUCUCCGGCGAUACGUACCAGAAAGUGGCGAAUACGUACUACGCGAACUUGACUACGGAGACGUGGUUGCAGAAAUUCAAUGUUUAUGAUCCGAGUCGAAUUCCGGACACUGCGCAGCUCAAUGUAACAGUGAAUUGUUCGUGUGGGAAUAGUUCGGUGUCGAAGGCUUAUGGGUUGUUCAUCACGUACCCGCUUCGGCUGGGACAGAGUUUGCAGUCGAUUGCGACGGAGACGAAUUUGACUGCAGAUCUAAUAAGGAGUUACAAUCCGAAUGCGAAUUUCAGCUCGGGGAGUGAUCUGGUGUACAUUCCGGGGAAAGAUAAAAAUGGAAAAUAUCCGUCCCUGAACUCCAGCACAGCAGGAUUAUCAAGUGGGGUCAUAGCCGGGAUAUCCAUAGCAGGAGUUGCAGGGGUGCUGUUAUUGGCAGUUUGCAUAUAUGUUGGAG
Messenger RNA from Camellia sinensis, 962 nucleotides. The record is from RefSeq and is a predicted model, not a curated record. Lineage: Eukaryota; Viridiplantae; Streptophyta; Magnoliopsida; Ericales; Theaceae.